CCGCUGUGGGCCGGGAGUUCAGGGCGCCCCUCCUCCCGAGGCGAUCCGGACCCUCUGCCCCCGAAACCCAGCAGGGCCCAGGCAUUGUUCUCCGCCCGGAGCCGGGCUGGGAGUUUGCCGGCCCUUCCCACAGAGGGGACCCGGGUCCUCGCCCCCAGGACCCCUUAUUGUUCCUCACUCUCCAGGCUGGGAGCCCAGCGUCGGGGUUCCCCGGGAGGUGAUCCAGGAACCCAGGAGGGACCUGGGCGUUGUCCCCCCACCUUCCAACCUGGGGCUCUGGGUAGAGGGGGUGAUCCAGGAACUCUGCACCCCACUUGUUUACCCACCCCCAGCUAUGGGUUAUGGCCAGGAUGUCUCCCUCCCCAGGAGAGGUCCCCCCAAUACCCAGCCAUGGGUGGGUAGCUAAGGCAUCACCUCCCACCAGGCCAUCCCGAGCUCCCCCUGCUCCCAGCAGGGUCCCUGCUGUUGUUUCUCCACCCCUUUCCCUACCGCCAGCCUGGAAUUCAGGGUCUUUCCUCCACGAAGGGACAGCAGUGUCCUGACACACGUCCCCACACCCCAGCCAUACCGCCGGGCACUCACUCGGGAGUCUCCUCCUCCUGGGAGUUGGCUCAGGGGUCCCCCAGUCACCCAGAGGGGCCACGGGUAUUGUUUCUGCCCAGCCCCCAGCUAGGGGUUAGAAUUCAGAAUCUUCUAUCCAGUUGGGCAACAGGUACCCCGACUUUGGGAUCCAUGGUCUCCCCCCACCCCACGGGCCCCACAUGUUACUCCCCACCUGCCAGCUGUAGGAACUGGCAUUCGGGAACACAGGUGUUCCGGAACUGUGAGGCGGUCUCUUCCCCAGGAAGUGAGCCAGGUCCCCUGCACUCCCCCAAGACCCCCAGAGCACUACCAGAUGUUGUUUGCCGCCCCCCUUCAUCCCCCAGAUACAGGCUUCUAAGUUCAGGAUGCUUUCUCUCUAGUACUUGAGCCAGAGGUCCCCCACUCCACCAGAAACUCCCAAAUAUGCCACCUCCGACUGUGGGACAAGAAUUCAGGCCGUGUACUUAGAAGCAAGCACAGGAUCCCGGACACCCACCCUCUUCCCCACCAGGGGUAGGAACCCAGGACUCUCUCUCUACAGGACCCAAGCUUCCCGCAGAGGAGGAGUCCAGGAUGGAGAGAGGGGCCGAGCCAUGGAGUUGGGCACUGGAGACCUCUAGUGCCAGAUCCCAUGACUUCCAUCCAGAUCCUGCCCUGGAAGCAGCUGGCACCUCCACAGCUGGGAUGCGGCGCUCGGUGCUGGUCCGGAACCCGGGCCACAAAGGCCCGAGGCCUGCUUACGAAGAGCUUGGCUCAGACUCAGAAGACCCGGACCCCAGCCCCGAAGACCCAGAGCCCGACCUGGAGGACCUCAACUCUGUCUCUGAAGACGUGGACCCCGGCUAUGAAGAGCUAGAGCCCGUCUCUGAUGAUCUGGACCCUGACGCGGGAACUCCAGGCUCCAUCUUGGGGACCGGUGCCAUGGAUCCCCAAGAUCUCGACCCCAUGUCUUCAAGUUUUGAUCUCGAUCCAGACGUCAUUGGCCCUGUGCCCCUGGUUCUUGACCCUAACAGCGACACCCUCAGUCCCCCAGAAGCCCCAGACCUGGACCCCCUCUCCUCCAGCCUUACUGCCACCCCGGAAGGCCUGGCCACCAGCCCGGCGGUGAUCCCGGCACCCGCCAGCCCGCCCCGGCCCUUCUCCUGCCCCGAUUGUGGGCGAGCCUUCCGGCGCAGCUCGGGGCUGAGCCAGCACCGCCGCACCCACAGCGGCGAGAAGCCCUACCGCUGCCCCGACUGCGGCAAAUCGUUCAGCCACGGCGCCACGCUGGCCCAGCACCGGGGCAUCCACACGGGCGCGCGGCCCUACCAGUGCGCAGCGUGCGGCAAGGCCUUCGGCUGGCGCUCCACGCUGCUCAAGCACCGCAGCAGCCACAGCGGCGAGAAGCCGCACCACUGCCCCGUGUGCGGCAAGGCCUUCGGGCACGGCUCGCUGCUGGCGCAGCACCUGCGCACGCACGGAGGCCCGCGGCCGCACAAGUGCCCGGUGUGCGCCAAGGGCUUCGGGCAGGGCUCGGCGCUGCUGAAGCACCUCCGCACGCACACGGGCGAGCGGCCCUACCCGUGCCCUCAGUGCGGCAAGGCCUUCGGGCAGAGCUCCGCGCUGCUGCAGCACCAGCGCACGCACACGGCCGAGCGCCCCUACCGCUGUCCCCACUGCGGCAAGGCGUUUGGCCAGAGCUCCAACCUGCAGCAUCACCUGCGCAUCCACACUGGCGAGCGGCCUUACGCCUGUCCCCACUGCUCCAAGGCCUUCGGGCAGAGCUCCGCGCUGCUGCAGCACUUGCACGUGCAUUCCGGAGAGCGCCCCUACCGCUGCCAGCUCUGCGGCAAGGCCUUCGGCCAAGCUUCCAGCCUCACCAAGCACAAGAGGGUGCACGAGGGCACAGCUGCGGCAGCCGCGGCAGCCACAGCUGCUGCCACUGGCCUGGGCCUUAGCCCUGCUUCGAUGUUGCGGCCUGGGCAGGUCUCCCUCCCGGGUCCUGAUGCUGCCCCUGUGCUUGGUUCUGGCACGGACCCAUGCUCUGUGCUGGGCUCCCUCCCCAAUCCCAGCCCCAAACCUGGCCCUGGCUCUGAAUCUGCCCUCACCCCUGAUCCUGUCAAGUCCUCUGACGCUAAGCCUGGUCAUGAUGCCAAUCCUGACCUUGUGGCCAGCCCUGGCCACGGAUCUGGUCACAGCUCGGACCCAGAUCCUGUGCCCAGCCCCAACCCCAACCCCAACCCUGAGUCCCGCCCUGACCCCAGCCCUCCCACCCACGACAGCUCAGCCCUCCCUACCUGUGAGAAUCCCGAAAGGGUGCAGGAGCGAGGGGCACUGCUGGGGCCUGAUGGCUGAAAGGGGUGCCAUUACCCAUGGAGGCCUGGAGAAGUUGUGUGUUGUGCAGUUAGUAAAAUCUUCCCACUGCCUGCUCGCUCUGUUUCAUGGUUCUCCGGUUUUUUUCCCUUAAUGCAUAGCUCCUCGAAACGGAAGGUGUGGCCUGAGCCAGCCAUACAUCCGGAAUCCUAAUGUUCUGGCUCCCCCCUGACAUCCUCCAAGCUUCCCAGCGUCCCCCAUCCGAGCAGUUACCACUCUGCUCCCCCAGACCUGGUCACCGGUCGGAGAGCAUCCUUCCCUUUGGUUUAUCUGAUGGUGGGGGCCGGUGUGCUGAAGUUAGGGGGCUGAUAAUGGAGGCAGAUAAGAAGCCAUGGGCAGUCCUGCCUUGUCUGUUCCCCUAACUUACCCCUUGCCCCUCGAAGUCCACACUAUAGGUUCACCACUGGACAAAGGCUGCUCAUGUAUGCAUUCAAUAAACAUCUAUUGAGCUCA
Myotis lucifugus (little brown bat) is the source of this 3387-nucleotide messenger RNA. RefSeq names its product zinc finger protein 358 (gene ZNF358). Lineage: Eukaryota; Metazoa; Chordata; Mammalia; Chiroptera; Vespertilionidae. Gene Ontology annotation, biological process: regulation of transcription by RNA polymerase II. The record is from RefSeq and is a predicted model, not a curated record. The coding region runs from base 1156 to 2916 and encodes 586 amino acids. The transcript is spliced from 2 exons. Gene Ontology annotation, cellular component: nucleus. Gene Ontology annotation, molecular function: RNA polymerase II cis-regulatory region sequence-specific DNA binding; DNA-binding transcription factor activity.